Molecule: messenger RNA, 1536 nt
Organism: Fomitopsis serialis
Lineage: Eukaryota; Fungi; Basidiomycota; Agaricomycetes; Polyporales; Fomitopsidaceae
Exons: 10
Coding region: 1-1536 (511 amino acids)
Molecular function (GO): FAD binding; oxidoreductase activity
Source: RefSeq, a predicted model, not a curated record
AUGGCGAACGGACUUGUUCGACUACUGAUCUACUCGCUCGGUGUCCUCUCCAUCGCGAAUCGGGCUUCAGGAGACGCUCCCUCUUUCCAGUCGAUCCUUGCCAAUGACAAUAUUGAGGUACAUGUCGCUGGUCAAGCGGGAUAUCAGAACGCCUCGCGGGCGUUCAACCUCCGUCUUCAGCUCCAGCCCGCCGCCAUAGCAUAUCCUGGCAGUGUCGAGGAGGUCUCGGAUCUAGUCAAGGCUGGUGCAUCUCUAGGCAUACCCGUAUCCGCUCGGUCAGGUGGACAUUCUCAUGCUGCUUACGGUCUCGGUGGUACGGACGGCCAUCUGGUAGUCGAUCUGGCUCAUUUGAAUGACAUCGAAGUCGACAAUUCCACUGGUAUUGCUAUGAUCGGCACUGGGAGUCGGCUAGGGGAUAUCGCAAUUAGGCUCUUCAACCAGGGAGGGCGUGCGUUGCCACAUGGUGUCUGUCCUCUUGUCGGCAUAGGUGGCCACGCUAGUCAUGGAGGAUAUGGCUUCAACAGUCGUUUAUGGGGUCUCACAAUGGACAACAUCAUUGGCGCCACCGUUGUCCUCGCGAAUGGAUCGAUUGUUGAGGCCUCAGCUACACAGCAUCCCGAUUUAUUCUGGGCCGUACGUGGAGCGGCGCCUUCGUUCGGUAUCGUUACGCAUUUCCAGUUCCAAACCUUCGUUGCACCGACACAACCGACGUACUUCAGCUACAACUGGUCCUUGCCGUUGGACCAGUCCAUCGAAGCUAUAUCCCUCUACCAGGACUUCUCUUUCGCUCCCUCGAUACCGAAGGAAAUUGGAUUUGAACUCAAUCUCUACAAAGGCGUCGAACAGGGCGAGAUUCUUCUAAACUUCUUGGGAUCAUAUUACGGCAACCCGGACGAAUAUGACGCCAUUGUAAAGCCCUUUCUUGACGUGAUGCCCAAUCCGACGUUUUCGCCGCAGGUUGAAGUGACCACAUGGCUUGAGAAUAUGGAGCUCCUUGCCGGACCUGGCGUACCUCUCGCAAGCACGCCGACCAGUAUCGCCGCCAACCAUGACUCGCACUACACCAAGAGCCUCACGACCCCAUCGGAUAUGCCUAUGUCGCAGGAGGCUAUAACCGCACUUGCAAGUUGGAUGUCGGCGGAAGGAUGGCGCACAAAGACGUACUGGUUUGUCCAGCUAGAGCUGUACGGCGGCAAUGGCUCGCAGAUCGAUGCGAUGCUCUCGAAUGCGACGGCAUAUGCGAACAGAAACGCUUUGUGGAUCCUACAGCUCCGAGCAUCAAGCCCGACUCACCUGCCACCAUAUCCGGAAGAGGGUUUCGCAUUUGUUGACGGUCUCGUCAACUCAAUUACGACCAAUGUUCCAGACAAAUAUCAAUAUGGAGCGUACCCGAACUACGUCGACCCACGCUUGACUCCCAAAGAAUGGCAUAAGCUUUACUACGGGACCAACUAUCGUCGUCUCCGGAAGAUCAAGACGCAGGUUGACCCGAAUGGCGUGUUCACCUUCCCGCAGUCCAUUCCUCCCCUGCAGUAA